UCAACUCUAAUUUUUAUGUAAUGUCACUUUGUUGUCGUUUGUUACAAGAAGCAAGGAAAAUUCGUGCUAGAAACCAAAGAACCAAGCCCCCAAUAUCCGUGCGCUGUGAUGUGAUAAUCAAUUGUGUGUAAAUAAUGAAUUGUCAUCAGAUAUUGAGCGGCGCCUGCAAUGCAGGCGACCGGUGCUUCGCGAUUGGAUCCGUGGAAGGCAUACCAUUUACAGCCUACGCCGCCGGCUGCAAUGUGGUCAUCCUGGCGAGCACCUUCGAGCGCGUCCAGAUCAUUCCGGGCGCCAGCCAUGGCUAUGUCAAGAUAUCCGCUUUGGACUGCAGCACCGAUACCGGAAAGAUAGCGGCAGCCUAUGAGAACAAGAUAUGCAUUUUUGAGCCCACGCCGGUGAUCGAGUCCAGCAAGCACAAUACCCACUUUUUGGACUACAGAUGGGUGCAAACGGGCUCCUUCACCAGUCACUCGAGCGUGGUGACCCUGUCCUGGAAUCUGGAGGGCACGCGUCUCCUGACCGGUGGCACCAACAUCCAGCUGUGGAAAAGCAAGUCGCCCACUCACCAGCAGGAGGAGGAGCACACUGGCGUUAAGUUCGAGAUUGGCGAGAGCAAGGAGCCGAAGCAGUCGAACAAUGCCCAGUCGGAGGAUGUGUCCACGUGGGAGAACAUUUGGAGCUGCCAGACGGCCAUACCCAUUUACCACAUGGCAUUUAGUCCGGACGGAACGCUCUUCGCCACCUGCGGCCGCAACGAUCGGCUGGUUAAGAUCUGGUAUGAGAACAAGCAGGUUCUCUUCCCGGCCAAGGGCACCUCCGCCGCCGGGGGACCCACGACCUCUGGCCGACAUGGCGGGGACGACGGCACUGGCUCCGGUUCCGGCGGAGAGCUGAACUUCACGUACGUGUACAUCGCCCAUCCGCGAGCCGUGUCCAACAUUGUGUGGCGCAAGACGAGCAAGUACAUGCCCAAGGGAUCGGUGGCCAACAUGCUGGUCACCUCCUGCCUGGACAACAUCUGUCGCAUCUGGAUUGAGACGGUGCUGCCGGACGACGGUAUGGUGAACAUGACCCAGUUCGAUCCGAUGGCCUCGCAGAACCCGAAGUUCCGGACGCAUCGGCACAAGCAUCGCUUCAUGCAGCGGCUGAAGCACAUGAAGACCUGCUUCCACAUCCGCCGGCAUAUGAAGGCUGGAGUGAGUGCCGGACCAGGAGCGGCCAGUGGCGGGGUGGCCAGUGGCGGAGGAGCCGCCGGCGCAAUGGGCGCCAUGGGCAGCUCGCCGGCCAGCUACACCAACUAUCUGGGACCGAUACCCUCGCUGCCGUCCUCGUGCAGUGUCCACGACUUUCACUCUUACGGAUUCCAGGGAUCGGGCGUUACUCCCGGCAUGCACUUCCACUUGGCCGCGUCCAUAAACGCGGAAACGGACAUACCGCUGGUGCCAUCGAUGCAGACCAGCGAUCCGGCCAACCAGAAUGUCUUUAUCCUGCACUGGCUGAACAACAAGGAGAUGCAUUUCACGCUCCAGGCGGAGGCCAUACUCCAGGAGCUCACCAAGAAGGUGAUCGACGAGGAGAACGGCCACGGGAACGCCUCAAGUGGUGGUGUCGAUCUGCCGGACGAUGCCCAUGGCUCCCAUUCGCAGGCGCACGCGCACAAGAAGUACCUGCGCUCCUCCAAGUCCGUGUCCGUGGACGACAGCGGCGAGGAGUACAGCCGCUACUCGCAGCACACGGCGGGCACGGGCAUGGGCGGUGGCGGCGGCGGAGGAGCGGGAGUAGGGCUCCAUCUGAACUCCAUGUCCAACACGACGUCGCAGAACUCGCUGAACAACGAGCCGGCGCACCCAAUUACACAGCUGGUGGAUUCGUUGGACAACAAGAUCGAGUGCCUGCUGCGCGACUGGCACCAGAGUCCGGAUUUGCUCUUCGCCAUUCACCCGGUGGACGGAAGCUACCUGAUCUGGGUGAUCGAGUGGCUGGACGACUAUUAUCCGGGCUCGUUCAGGCAGGCGCAGGUCUCCUUCUCCACGCGCAUCCCCUCGGCCUUUCCGCUGGGCGAUGCCAUGUCCAUGUCCACCACGGUCAGCCUGUUCAAUACGGGCACCCAUCCGCUGGCCUUCCGCGACAUUGCCAACAAUGUGCGCAGCAAGGACGAGUUCCACAAGGGACACGCCGAUGAUUCCUCUCUGAAGAGUGACCAGCACUCGGGGCAGACCUUCGAGCGGCACGACGAAGAGCAGGAGGAUGCGGCCGAGGAUGAGGACGGCGACAGGGACGGCGACGCGGAUCAAGAUGAGGCGGGCGGCGAUCGCAGUGCUGCGGCCAGCGGAGGCGGAGGAGGUGCCGAGCACAGCAGUAGCUCGCAGGAUUCGGCUGCAGCCGGAGCCAGUGCUCUGCCCAUGAACGUUUCUCCGUCGGUGUCCAUGGUGACCAAGCACUCGAACGGCACCCUCAACCUGUGGCAGCUGACGUUCGCCUUUAAGACGAAGUUCACCCAAGUAUUAAGCAUUGGCCACGUGAGCCGCGCCUCCGGCCAUCGGUUCCGGGUGAACGACAUCACCUGCCACCCGGUGCUGCCGCUGCUCGUCUCCACCUCGCACCACAACCUGCCCGAUUCGGAGGCCAAGUCGCCAAUGUCUCCGUUUGAGCAGCCCCUGAGCGGAGGACUUCCAUCGGGCGGAGGAGCUGGAUCCGGGCCCUCGGGAGGUUCGAAUGGGGACAAAGAUGUAUUUACGCCCACGGGCUUCUGUUCGGAGUUGAUCCUGUGGCGUGUGGACUCCGUGGGACCGCUGUGUCAUUCGGGCGGCGUUAGUGAGCUGGCCAGGAUCAACUCGCCGGAGAUCUCGGCCUUCAGCAAUGUGGCCUGGAUCCCGACGCUUCUGCCCAGCACCACAUUGGGCAGCUACAGCAACUCCCCGUCCGCCUGCUUUGUGGCCAGCGAUGGCGAGAACCUGCGCGUCUACCAGGCGGUCAUCGAUGCCCGCACCCUGCUGGCGGAGAUCUCGUGCUCGGAGAACCUCAACACGCUGCACAAGUCGCACUCGCUGUCGUCGAUGAUCUCGAACGCCUCGUCCACGAUGCGGGCCCAGCGGUCGGCGCUGCACGACAAGCUCAAGGUGGUGUCCCAGCAGUCGACGGCCCGACCCGGCUGCAUCCUGCAGCUGGACGCCAUCUCGGAUGCCAAGCACGACUGGCAGAACACCCAGUUCCUGCACGUGUUCCAGGCGCAGUUGAUUACGGGUGGCCAGAGGACGCCCCUCACAGAUCCCCACGACCUGGAGGAGCCGCGCAUGAACGCCCUGCUGGAGUCGGACAUGGACGCCAUUGUGGAUCUGCAACGGAAUGCCGACUUCGAGGAGCCCUUCUACAUUGUGAACAUCGAGAAAACACUGCGCGGCAGCACGAUUCACAUGUGGCGCAUUGUCAUCAGCUCCAAGCAGCAAAACUCGUUCCUCUCGGAGACGGCCAUGUAUGUGCCGGAUAGCAACCUCACCCAGGAGCCAGACGAGGAGCAGAAUGGCGCCGGUGGCAACCCGAAUCCCAGGCGAAUGUCGCAGGGAGCGGAAACGCUGACGGGCGCCGAGCACUUUGGGCCCCAAGUGGAGGCGCCGCACAUCUCGAUUACCACAAAGAAGGUGUGCACCCAGGAGCUGCCGCUGCCCGAGGGCGUGGACGUGAUCCAUGCCUCUCCGGCCGCCGGUCACCUGAGCAGCUCCAGCAUUUAUCCGGCCUGCUUUGCGCCGUACAUCAUUGUGACCGCCUGCUCGGAUUCCAUUUCGCGCUUCUGGAAGUGCGAGCCCAUCGGCGAUGAUCAGGACGAUCAGGAUCCGGAGGGCGAUGCCUACCACUGGAGCGAGUGGAAGAUGUUCAGCCGGAUCCAGCACUCGGCCAUCGAGAUUCCCGGCCAGCCGCUGAACAUCAGUGCGGCCUACUCCGGCCGCAUAGCCUGUGCCUACAAGUACGGCAAGAGCUUCACGCGCCCGAACAAGGGACCCGAUCCGGACUCGCGCUACGUCAACCUCUGCGUGGCCAUCUACGAGUGCGAGAGCUCCGGCGGCAGCGAGUGGGUGCUGGAAGACACCAUUCACCUGAAGAACGUCCACCUGCCGCGGAUCAACAUCGGGCAUGGCAUCGACCUGAGCUACCUGCACGACAGUCGGCUGCUGGCGAAGAAGCAGCGGCUGAACCAGGUCCUCCACACCUUCGCCCACGAUCCGGAGAGCCGGUCGCCGCGCAGUGGCGAAACAACACCGGAACUGGCCGUCAAUAGGCAGCCCUCGGUCGCUGCCUCGGGUCUGCUAACCGUGCCCAGCUUCAGCACGCUGCAGUCCCUGCGGAAGAGCAUCGCCGAGAACGGGAACACUUGUCCGCUGACCCAAAAGCAUCUGGUCCAACUGGACUGGGUGAGCAAGGAGGAUGGCUCGCACAUCCUAACCGUCGCCGUCGGCAGCAAGAUCCUACUGUACACGCCCGUCAGCUCGGACAUUGCCCAGGCGAACAUCAAGGCCAUGAAGGAGUCGCGCUCGGUGAAUCGCCCCAUCCUACGGAAGGCCAGUUCCCUGGCGCAGCCGAACUUCGUGGACGAGAUCCGUUGGAUGAAGUUGCGGCAAAUAGACCUGCAGACAGCCGACGGUCUGCCGCCGUUGCCAAUGCAGAUUUCCUGGGUGCGCGAUGGCAUUCUGGUGGUGGCCAUGGACUCCGAGAUGCAUGUGUACUCGCAGUGGAAGCCCCACUACUCCUCGCACUUUGCAGCGGCUGCGGCGGCCGCUGGAGAGGAUGUGCCGGACACCCGGAAUCUGCGGGACGAGGAUCUGCGCUCGUUGGCCAACGAGUCCACGCAGCUGCGGCUGAAGAACGUGGCCUCCAUGCCGCUGAUCAGCAAGGUGAGCACGGCCAAUCUGCAGCUGCUGUCGCACGACAAGAAGCGUCGUCUGGGCAACACCAGCAUGGCCAAUAUGAAUGGAGCCGGCGGGGCGGGCGGAGCAGCUGGCUCCUAUGGCGGCGCCGGUGCGGAUGACGGCGGCAACGAUGACUACAUGACGGACUUCGGUCUGUUCCAGGCCUCGCGCAUCGCCUGUCCAGUGUUGCCGCAGUACCAUCCCAAGCAGCUGAUGGAGCUGCUCAACUGCGGCAAGAUCCGCUGGGUGAAGGCCAUCCUGGCGCAUCUGGUGCGCUGCAUGAGUGGCAACAGUUCCAGUGCGGUGGCCCAGGACGAAGAUGGCUAUGCCAGGCAGCGCAGCUGGUCGAGAUCGCGCACCCUGAGCAUUAGCUACACGGCCGAUCAGAACAUUCAGGCGGAGCAUCGCGGCAGCACCACUCAGAUUCCCGAGGAGCUGAUGCUGGACUACGCGGAGAUCAACUCGAUUCCGCCGUUGCCCUUGUGGGUGCUCCUCAACGCGGACAGGGAGACGCCGGGUCAGAGCAAUAACUACGCCGAGGGCGACAAGGACUACGACGAGCUCUUCGACAUGCACAACUCGGAGGACAACCUGGACGAGCUGCUGAGCGAGGGCGACGAGAAGAAGCGCCAGGAGCGCCGGCUAUCGCUGCCCGAGAAGCACUCCAUCUCGCACUUUGGUCCGCGGCAGGGACAGCUCCUCUCGCGCCUACUGACCCACACCCACUUGCCCGGACUCUCCUCGCUGGACCAGAUGCAUCUGCUGGCCCUGGCCGAUACGGUAGCCACAUGCAAUACGGAUUUCUCCGACAAGUUUGCCGCCGACCAGAGCAAGUCGGGCGGUGUGGGAGGAGGAGCGGGCUCGGGAGCUGUGAAGGAUGGCAGCACCAGUACGGACUCGCUGGACGACUGCGGCCUGCGCUUCCUGCUGGCCAUGAAGCACUUCACCUACCUGCUGCGCUGCCUUCCGCUCCAGCAGCGGGCGCAGUUCCAGCGCCAGGGCGUGGGCACCUCCAACAUCGUGUGGGCCUACCACUCGGAGAGCGAGGAGGAGCUACUGAACCUGAUACCCAGCUACACCAAGGGCGACCUCCGCUGGGCCACGCUGAGGGAUCUGGGCAUGGGCUACUGGCUGAAGAACAUCAACACGCUGCGGAGGUGCGUGGAGAAGCUGGCCAAGUGCGCCUACCAGCAGAAGCAGGAGCCGCUGGACGCGGCCAUCUACUACCUGGCCAUGAAGAAGAAGUCCCUGGUGUGGGGUCUGUUCAGGUCGCGUCGCGACGAGAAGAUGACCGCCUUCUUCGGCAACAACUUCGCCGAGGAUCGCUGGCGCAAGGCGGCCCUGAAGAAUGCCUUUGUGCUGCUCGGCAAGCAGCGAUUCGAGCACGCGGUGGCCUUCUUCCUGCUGGCCAAUAGCCUGAACGACGCCAUCGAGGUGUGCAUGAACAAGCUGGAGGACUUCCAGCUGGCCCUGAUCAUUGCUCGACUUUACGAGGGCGACGCCGAGGGCUGCUACUAUCAUCAUCUGCUGCACGAGCACGUUUUGGGAACGGAUCCGGAGACCGGGCGCUGCGACCUCAGCCGCGCCCAUCCCGAUCCCUUCCUGCGGUCGAUGACCUAUUGGACAAUCAAGAAGUACCAGGAGAGCCUCAACACCCUGCUGCUGAACAACGUGGGCAGCCUGCACAGCAGCUACAGGGAGGAGGACCUGCUGCGCCCCGAGCCGCAGGCCACCAAUCCGAAUGUGUUUAACUUCUACAUAUAUUUGCGCACCCAUCCGCUGCUCAUCCGGCAGAACAUCGCCCUGUCGGCGCAGGAGAAGCGCAUCGCCCAUGUGGUCCUGUCCGGGUUCAACUACGCCGGCGAUGCUGCGCCCAGUGCCGUGGCCUGUGACAAGCAGCUGCAGCUGGAGGAUUCGAUAACGCCCAUCGAGCGGCAGCUGUACUUCACCACCGCCCACGGUCACUUCAAGAGCGGCUGUCCGGCUCUGGCACUCGAGGUGCUCAACAAGCUGCCCCAGAAGAUCAGUGAUGAUUCCGGCGGCAGUGUGGCCGGCAGCCAGGCGCAGGAGCGGGCCCAGCAGAACAAGGAGGAGCUGAUCAACACAGGCAUCAUGGACCAGUGGGGAGCAACUCCGGCCGCCGCGCAGAAUACAGCGGAUGCCUUUGACUGGGGCGCUCCCGUGGCCAGCGAAUCGGAGGCCAAGUUCGAGAUCAAAUGGGAUGACGAGGAUGAGGAUGAGGUGGACCCGGAUCUGGAGCCCGACGAACCGGAGCUGGCCACUCCGCAGCCGCAGGCCUCCAUUUUGGGCCGGGGCAAAUCGAGUGGCAACGACAACAAGAUGGACAUUAUGGCCCAGCAGCUGAAGUUCGUGGCCUGCCUGAAGAUCCUCAUGGAGGAGCUGUCCACGCUGGCCACCGGAUUCGAGGUGGAUGGCGGCCAGUUGCGCUACCAGCUGUACAUGUGGCUGGAACGGGAGGUGGAGGCGCUGAAGCAGUUGUGCAACUACUGCAGCCAGUCGGAGCAGGCGAGUCACGAGUCCGGGGAUGUGGAUGCCGAGGCCAGGGACAAGGAGAUGAACGCCAGCAUCUAUCCCAGCACGGAGCGACCCACGCUACACGAGAUCCUCAUGCAGGACAAGCAGGACUUUGAGGCCAAGGUGAUGCGGGCGGCCAAGCGCAAGCGAUGGCUCAAGGCCAAUGAAACCCUGCUCCGCACCUUGCUGAGCUAUUGUUCUCUGCAUGGAGCCAGUGGCGGAGGCCUGGCCUCCGUCCGAAUGGAACUGGUGCUGCUCCUGCAGGAGCUGCAGCAAGAGAAGACCCAACAGCAGCUCCUGAGCCCGCUGCCCUUCCCCACCACGCUGCCCCUGCUCAGCGCCUGUGUGGCGGGCAACAAGACGGUGAUCGCCGAUCCCAUCAAGUACCUGCAGUCCCAGACGGUGGACAUGCUGCAGAGCAUCAUCAAGGUGCUGCCCUUCCCAGGGAUCGAGCCGAGUGCUUUGAGUGAGAUCUUCGUGCUGCGCGAUCUGGCGGUGGCCCUGUCGUCUUGCAUCUACCAGUCGCUCUGCGAUUCUGAGAGCUUUGUGGUGAACAAUUCGGCCUUCAACGGUUAUCCCAGUCCGGGCAUGGAGAACAUAGCCAAGAUAAACUCGUCCUUCGAGUGCAGCUAUUUGGUUGGCAGUCGGAAUGCCUAUGGCCGUCGGCGCAAGUACUCCACGGAUGAGCCGGCCGGCGUGUGCACCACUCCAUCCAAGUGGCCGGGCGUAACCAAUCUGCGUGCGCUUUUGGCCCGCGAGAAGGAUGAGGAUGUGCCCAAGCUGAAUGUGCUGCUGCUGGAGUCUUUCGUCUCCACCUACAUGGCGCUCUUCAUUUACUCGCUGUCCACCUGCGAUAGUCGUUUGCUGUACCGCCUGAGUGGCCAGAGUUUCAACAACGAGACCUGGUCCACUCUCUUUGGCGGCGGGAUGAAGAAGUUGCUCAUCAAGCCAGCCGCGGCACAGCCUCUUAACCAGAUGGCGGCAGGAGGAGCGGGAGCAGGAGCUGGCGGAGCCGUAGCCGCUGGUGGAACUGGUUCCACCUCCGAAGAGCCGGCGGAUGAGAACAGCGUUUGGAAUACGGUCACUUCCAUUACAAAACAGCGCAUGAAGUUGAACAUGAAGAUCCUGGGCAGCUUCAGCCAGAACAGCACUUCCAGCAACAUGAAGGAGGACAAGCCGACGUACCGGGAGCAGUUUAUGCCGCCGGAGACAUCCAUGCUGUCCUAUUUCCUAACCAAACCGCCCACAACUGAAUGCGAUGACUACGACACGGACGACUCGCACGAGUCGGACAACGAGGAGGAGGAGGAUGACGACGACGAUGUGAAUGUGAGCCGAUCCCAGCUGAAGGCCAAGGACAACACGGAGCACACCAAUCCCACGUCGUAUUCGUGGAGCAUCCUGCGCCUGGCACUCAUCAAGAUCAGCACGCACAAGAUUCAGGAGUUGGUCAAGGUGGCCGGCAUCGAGCUGCAGGAUUUGCCCGUGAUCAGUCCACUUUCGCACGAGGUACUGAGGACGCUCAAUCGCUGGCAGGACUUUGCCCUGAGUGACCUCAUAGCGCGCGGACCGCCGUCCCGCAAUUAUAUACCAGGAUGCUAUGCGGAGAGCGGCAUCAACGGCCUUGCCAUCCACAAGUACCGUUCGCUGCUGAACAAGGACAACACUCCGUUCGUUUCGGGCUCGUCGGCUGGCCCGAUCCGGCGACUGUGGAACUACCUGGUGCGACAGGAGCCCGCCCAGGAGGUGUUCAUCAAGAGCAUCUUCGGCAAGAACAUGGAGCCUAGCACCCGGGGAUCACACCAUACCCACAACGACAACGAGACCGACGAGGGUCAAUCCCAUUCGACCAACGAGAAUACCGACCACAUCCGGAUCAUUCACAAGGAUCACGAGUCGAUAUUGUCCUUCUGCUUGAAGAACAACAGCUCCUCGAUGAUUGCAUUCGCAAAUCCGCGGGAGAUCCAGGAGUUCGACAUCUCUCUGCUGCUGGAGUCGCCAAAUUGGUACGAGGAUGAGUGCGACUACGAUAUGAUGAACCUGUCCAAGGAUGCGGACACCAACAGCUCGUCCUUCCUGAUCAUUCAGACGCAGGAGCAAAACCAAUUUGGAAGUAAUAGCAAUGCAUACAGCGAGUCCAAUGCCAGCACACAAAGUGCUUCGCAAUCGGGACGCGGCACAUCCAUGGUGCUGCGCCACAAGGUGGACAAUGUGAAGAGGAUGAGCGCCCAUCCGCUGAUGCCGCUGUACCUUACCGGCGGCCAGGAUGGAUCCGUGCAGAUAUGGGAGUGGGGUCACCAGCAGCCCGUCUGCUCGCCUCGCACCUCCGGCACCUUUGCCAAGGUGACGCGCUGCCGCUUCUCGGAGCAGGGCAACAAGUUCGGCAUCGGCGAUGGCGACGGCAAGCUCAGUCUCUGGCAGGCGGGCAUCGCCUCACAGAACAAUCGUUCGUUCAUAAGCUACCAGUGCCACAACAAGGCCCUGUCCGAUUUCGUGUUCCUUGGUUCCUGCAGUCUUCUGGCUAGCGCUGGUCAAAGUUCCGAGAACAAGAACAUCAACAUCUGGGACACACUGCUGCCCCACAAGAAGUCCUGUGUGUCGGCCUUCACCUGUCACGACCAGGGAUCGUCCUGUCUGGUGUUCGCUCCGCAGCAUCAGGUGCUCAUCUCGUGUGGCAAACGCGGCGAUGUUUGCGUCUUCGAUGUGAGACAACGUACGCUGCGCCAUCGCUAUCAGGCCCAUGAUAGCACCAUUAAGUGCAUAGCUUUGGAUCCGCACGAGGAAUUCUUUGUCACUGGCUCCAUUGAAGGUGACAUUAAGAUCUGGGACAUGAAUCAGUUCAUGCUGAUCAACGCGUUCCCGCAUGAGCAUGCCAAGAACGGGUUCUUCAAGCACACCGGCCAGGGAGUCAGCCAGGUGUACGUAGAUCCCUUCGGACGACUCUUCUCCUGCGGCUCCGAUGGCUGCAUGAAGGUCCGCCUGCUGGUGGAGAAGGACAACAUUGUCCACUCCGUGUAUUGAAAGCUGUAUUCUAUCCUUAACAUUUCUGGCACGGAUGUGGAUCUCCGUAUCCGAGUCGGUGUCCGUUUGCCGCAGCCAAGUCCGUGUUUCUGCUCGUCUGUUUUUAUGUGUGUGCCGCGGCAAAAAAGAGGACGCGAUUCGAGUGUCCUACAAUAUGUGUAUUCUUUGUUAAUCGUUGAUUAUUGUAAACUUUUUUAAUUGUAUUUCAAUUUCCUACACGUACAGAUAUACAUAUAUAUAUAUAUUUUAUUACUAUUUUUAUUUGCAUAAAUGUAUUGUCUUUUUUUUUUGCCCAUUUCCGUUUUGCUAUUUAAUGUGUUUUUCCAAACGACGAAACAAAAAACGAAACUUGUGUCUGACUCGAUUCGCUUGAUUCGUUUCAUGUUCUUUGAGUAUUUCCUAAACAGACUAUAUACUAUACACUACUAUACAGAUACAAGAUAUAUAUUAUAUACAUCUAUUAUAUGCUUUAAAUCAAUUAAUUAUUAUUAUUAUACGAUAUACAAGACAUUCGACAGUAUGGUAAUUGAUAUGCUUACGAAUAUAUAUUACGAUCUAUGUCUUUGUGUUGAGCUUUGUGCAAAAAUUUGUCUGUUGUUGAAUCAAUCAAGAUAUAUGUAUACCUAAAACGAAACUAAAUGAAUUAACUAAAAAUAAAUAAAGUGCAAAAUGAAUAAAAAAAAUUAAUUAAACCAAA
Drosophila rhopaloa is the source of this 11154-nucleotide messenger RNA. RefSeq names its product dmX-like protein 2 (gene Rbcn-3A). Gene Ontology annotation, molecular function: protein binding. Gene Ontology annotation, cellular component: RAVE complex. Gene Ontology annotation, biological process: vacuolar acidification. The transcript has 15 exons. NCBI's taxonomy places the organism in Eukaryota, Metazoa, Arthropoda, Insecta, Diptera, Drosophilidae. Bases 135 to 10457 code for a protein of 3440 amino acids. The record is from RefSeq and is a predicted model, not a curated record.